Molecule: messenger RNA, 2063 nt
Organism: Synchiropus splendidus (mandarinfish)
Lineage: Eukaryota; Metazoa; Chordata; Actinopteri; Syngnathiformes; Callionymidae
Exons: 7
Coding region: 38-1141 (367 amino acids)
Molecular function (GO): hydrolase activity, hydrolyzing N-glycosyl compounds
Source: RefSeq, a predicted model, not a curated record
UGUCCUGUUUACCUCGCUGCGAUCUGUGUCGGUUGACAUGGCGGCAAUGAUCCUGCGGCUUCCGGCUUCAGCGCUUCAGCGCACGCGCUCCGUCUGGAGGUUGUUCGCUGUGAAUCAUUCCUGCUUCCUGCCGGACAGAGUGAGGUCAACACAGAUCGGCUCGACUCAUCUGAAAGCCUCCAGGAUGCAGAAGAAGCUGCUGCUGGACGUGGACUGCGGCGUGGACGAUGCUCAGGCCAUCAUGUUGGUGCUGGCUGCCCCCCACGUGCAGCUGCUGGGGGUCACCUGUGUGCACGGGAACACCACGGUGGAGAACGUGUGCAAGAACACGCUGCGUGUCCUGCAGGCGUGCGACAGGCUGGAGGUCCCCGUGUUUCGAGGAGCGGCCAAGCCCAUACUGGGGAACGUCGUGGAUGCGGGACAGUUCCACGGUCAGGACGGGCUGGGCGACGCUCCGGACCCCGGGGCUCCCAGUCUGGACCUGGUCCAGAAGGAGGGGGCGGUGUCAGCCAUGAUCAGGAUCAUUAAUGAGAAUCCAGGAGAGGUGUCACUAGUUGCCACAGCGCCACUCACCAAUCUGGCACUGGCAGUCAGGUUGGACCCGUCUUUACCCAGCAAACUGCGAGGGCUUUACAUCAUGGGAGGAAACACUGAGUCACGCGGAAACACAACUGUGUGUUCAGAGUUCAACUUUGCAGCCGACCCUGAGGCCGCCUACAUCGUCCUGAAGGAGUACCUGUGCCCCACGUACCUGGCUUGCUGGGAGUUCACCUGCUACAGCAAACUGUCCUGGGACUUCUGCGACGCCUGGCUGAGCCAGGACUCGGACAAAGCUCGGUUCAUGGAGCGGAUCUUCCGUCACAGCAUCGAGGCGUCCAAGAGCGAGCACUUCCAGAAGGAGUUUGUGGCCGGUUCUGGUUUCGUCUCCUGCGACUCAUACGCCGCCGCCGCAGCGGUGGACGACGCCUUGGUUCUUGAGAGCGACUGCUACCCGGUCAGCGUGGAGCUGACGGGCACUUACACCCGAGGCAUGAUGGUGGUGGACACGUUGGACCGGCUGAAGAAACCGCACAAGGCCGUCAUCCUGAAGAAGGUGGACAUGAGGAGGUUCGAGGAGAUGAUGAUGGCGGCUCUCAAGUAAAUAGAGUUGUGACUUUCACAGGCUUGACUUUUCUUCUCUAUUCCGUCAUUCAUGACCUUGUGUUAAACUCAAGGUCAGGGGCACAUAAAAGCCCCUGACACGACGACAGGGCCGCCACACUCAAAAUGCCAAAAAAAUAAAUUUCUUUUUUUUUCCCCAAGUCAAACAGGUCUGGCAUCCUUGGACCAUGUGAACACUAAGAAGUGCAACUACGUUCCUUAAAGUGCAAAAAAAAAGAAUUCCUGAGGCACAAGGCCAUAUUCAAAAUGGAAAAAAUAUAUUUUUUCAAAAGUUAAAAAAACGACUUGUCUGGCAUCUUUGGGUGAAAGUGUGUUUGGACUGAGGAGCUCAGUCAUCCAGGACAGACUCCAAGUAGAAGCACUGAAUCUGACUCUCAGUUCACCUGGACACUCAUCAGAAUAGAGCAACCUGUGCAGUUCCAUGUGUUUAUUGCAUUAAAACCUUCACAACACAAACAGAAUAUGAACAACUUGGGACUGGCUCCAGCUCCGAUCUCGUCCUUGUUGCUGUCACGAGUGUCGACAGUCCUUGACAAGUCCGACGCUGCAGUCACAUGACCCCCCCUCAAUAUCCUUUCCUCCCUCUGAAUCGUGACCUUGUGUCCAGCUGUGGAUCAGAAGGGUUGUUUUUAAAAGGCAAGUGUGCGUCUAGACACCGGGACAGCGACUCACCAUCGACCUCUUGCACUCGAAGAAUGACGUCUGCAGAGCUUUGCAGUGACCUUCCUUCAAACACUCACUGGGCAGUUUCCCCUCCUGAAGAUCAGCAAACAUUCAGUGUUCCGCUUCCCUGCAUUUCCAUCUCCACAACUAUAACCAAAUCAAUAACUGAUACGAACACACCAGUUGUCUGACACCUUCUGUGCCCAUGAAACCGGGGAGUGGAUCAUGUGACCUGGUUU